GCGAGCGUGAUUUCAUCGGCUGUUGUUGACCAUACGGAGUAAAAGGCAAUCAUGAAGAUCAAUAUCGCAUGCCCCAGCACUGGAAUGCAAAAGGUCAUUGAGAUCGACGACGAGCGUCGUCUUCAAAAUCUCUACGAUCGACGUAUGGCUCAGGAAAUUGACGGCACGAUCCUCGGAGACGAGUUCGAGGGCUACAUUCUCCGCAUUUCUGGAGGCAACGACAAGCAGGGCUUCCCCAUGCGUCAAGGUGUCCUCACCAACACGCGCGUGAGCUUGCUGUGUAAGAAAGGUCACAAGGCCUACCGUCAGCGACGUGCCGGUGAGCGUAAGCGCAAAUCCGUCCGUGGCUGUGUCGUCGGUGCCGAUAUUGCGGUCCUCAACCUGGUGAUUACCCAGAUUGGCCCCAACACCGUCCCCGGUUUGACCGACGACCAAAUCCCCCGUCGUCUCGGACCCAAGCGCGCGAACAACAUCCGUAAAUUGUUUAACUUGACCAAGGAAGAUGACGUUCGCAAGUACGUGAUUGCCCGUACUUUUACCAACAAGAAGGGCGUGACCGUCCGCAAGUCGCCCAAGAUCCAGCGUCUGGUGACUCCGUUGACUUUGCAGCGCAAACGCGCCCGCAAGGCCGAAAAGAUGUCGUCGGUGUUGCGAAGCAAGGAUGAGGCCGCCGCCUACAAGAAGGUGGUGGCGCAGCGUAUGGCCGAAGCUCGGGAAGUGCGCCGUUCGCUCAUUUCCAAGCGUCGGUCUUCCCGAAAGUCAGCGAAGAUGGCCGCCGAAACGUCUUAAAUAAAAACUAUAAGUAGAAUACUGCGAAACCAAA
Phaeodactylum tricornutum CCAP 1055/1 is the source of this 823-nucleotide messenger RNA. RefSeq lists its product with no specific name. Bases 52 to 789 code for a protein of 245 amino acids. Gene Ontology annotation, biological process: translation. Gene Ontology annotation, molecular function: structural constituent of ribosome. The transcript has 2 exons. Gene Ontology annotation, cellular component: ribosome. The record is from RefSeq and is a predicted model, not a curated record. Lineage: Eukaryota; Bacillariophyta; Bacillariophyceae; Surirellales; Neidiaceae.